Messenger RNA from Penicillium expansum, 2865 nucleotides. RefSeq lists its product as uncharacterized. NCBI's taxonomy places the organism in Eukaryota, Fungi, Ascomycota, Eurotiomycetes, Eurotiales, Aspergillaceae. The record is from RefSeq and is a predicted model, not a curated record. The transcript is spliced from 2 exons. The coding region runs from base 1 to 2865 and encodes 954 amino acids.
AUGAAGGGCUUCAUCGGCGGAAUCCCUGUGGCGCUGCUGGCAGUUGCUGCCCAGGCCAAGUUUGCUGAACGUCACGAGCAUGACUUCCAUCCCCAGGCUGGCGGUACCGCUAUUGGGGGACCUUCUGGAAAUGAUAACGAUGGCGGAUUUGUCAGCCCCUACUCUGCUAGUAUCAAGACCGAUACACAGGUCAACGAGUGGAACAAGGAUGAUCACUCCAUCAAGCUGAAGCACACGGAUGUGUACCCUCGCCCUCCAGUGGUACCUGUACCAUUUGGCUACCGCGGCCCCCAAGCCCCUGGAAAGGGACCCUUUGGCAAGGGAAAGCGUAGUGCUCCAGGUGGAACCGCCAUUGGUGGCCCCUCUGGCAACGAUGAGGGCCAGAGCUUCGAUUUGUCCGUGACGGGUAUUUUCAAUACCGCUGUCGCAGAUGAGAACAAGGAUGAUCACUCCAUCAACAUCAAGAGCAAGCACGUUUACCCUCCUGCUCACGGCGUCGUGCACCCUCCCCCUCAAUUCAAUGGACCCCCUCGUGGCGGCUACCAUGGCCCUGCUAGCCCGCCUUCCACUGCCUUCAACACCCCUACCGAGGGGUAUGCGAAGCGCUUUGGUCCCCACGCAGGUGGCACUGCCAUUGGUGGUCCCUCUGGCAACGACGGUGGCCAGAGCUUCAGUUUUUCCACUGACAUUGAGACUUCAACUGAUGUCACUGAGCACAACGAGGAUGACCAUUCCAUCGGCGUGACGCGUGAGGAUAUCUACCCUCAACCCCACGCCCAUGCUUUUGCUCCCUUCCGUCGCUCCGAGAACUACGGCCCCCCUGGCCACGGUGGUGCUCCGCCCCCUGUUCACUUCGAGCCUCACCCGGAGCCGCACUACGAGCCCCACACCGAGUCACACUAUGAGCCCCAUAGCGAGCCCCACACCGAGUCACACUAUGAGCCCCAUAGCGAGCCUCACUACGAGCCUCACCCGGAGCCUCACUUUGAGAAUCACCCUGAGCCGCAUGUGGAGAACCACCCUGAGCCUCACUACAGCCCUAGCUACAGCCCUAGCUACGAGCCCCACUAUGAGCCUCACACUACCUUCGAUUACGAGCUCACUUCGUUGAAGAACAACAACAACGGCCCUGCAGCUGGGAGCAUCUCUUUCGGUCGCCGUGGAUUCCCUGCUGGCCCCGCACCUCACAUUGAGCCUCACCCGGAGCCUCACUUCGCGCCCCACACUGAGACGCACUAUGCGCCUCACUCCGAGCCUCACUAUGCACCUCACCCUGAGCCUCACUUCGAGAACCACCCGGAGCCUCACUUUGAGAACCACCCGGAGCCUCACUACAGCCCUAGCUACAGCCCUAGCUACGAGCCUCACUACGAGCCUCACACCACGUUCGAGUCUGAGAUCACUUCGCUGAAGAACAACAACAACGGCCCUGCAGCCGGGAGCAUCUCUUUCAGUCGCCGUGGAUUCCCUGCCGGCCCCGCACCUCACAUUGAGCCUCACCCGGAGCCUCACUUCGCGCCCCACACUGAGACGCACUAUGCGCCUCACUCCGAGCCUCACUAUGAACCUCACCCUGAGCCUCACUUCGAGAACCACCCGGAACCUCACUUUGAGAACCACCCGGAGCCUCACUACAGCCCUAGCUACAGCCCUAGCUACGAGCCUCACUACGAGCCUCACACUACGUUCGAGUCUGAGAUCACUUCGUUGGAGAACAACAAUAACGGCCCUGCUGCUGGAAGCAUUGCCUUCGGCCGACGUGCGUACGCUCCUACCCGUGAGACCCCUGUUGGAGGUGGUACCGCUAUUGGAGGUCCGUCUGGGGAUAGUGAUGCCAGUGGCUUCUCCGCUCCCACCAGCAUCGACGUUACCACUGGUGUGAAUGAGCACAAUGAGGACAACCACUCCAUCAAGGGAGACUGGACCCACGUCCACCCUGACGGUCCCGCUGAGUACUCCCCGGAGGACAAGGUCGAGGGUCCUCAGUGCGCUGCUCAGGUGCAUGAGGUUGUUCACACCGUCACCAAGACCCAGUACAAAACUGCGGAGGUGACCCAGGUGGCCUAUCAGUCGGCUCCUGCUGUCGACGGCUAUCCCAUCCCUGGCUAUGCCACUCAACCCCACUCAGCCGGGGCUGACGCCUACGCUCCACCAGCCCGCGCUCCCUCCAGCGCUGCCGCUGAGAACCCCUCGUACGCCAUCCCCCCCACGGAUAACCUAAUCCCCGCCCAUGUGCCCAUGGCCGCCUCUUCUACCGGCACCAGCCCCGUCUACGGCAGCUAUCCACAGAACUCUGCCGCAGCUGUCCCUUACCCCAGCUACCCCCAGCAGUCCGCCGGGGCUGAUCCCUACGACGGCUACCCCAAGCCCUCCUCCACUGGGGUUGAUUCCUACGCUGGUUACCCCGAGCCCUCUACCGGGGCUGAUUCCUACUCCGGUUACCCUCAGCAGUCUGCCGGGGCUGAUCCUUACGCCGGCUACGCCAAGCCCUCCUCCACUGGGGUUGAUUCCUACUCCGGUUACACCAAGCCCUCCACUGGUGCUGAUCCAUAUGCCGGCUACCUCCAGCCCUCCGCCGGAGCUGACCCAUAUGCUGCCCAGCGUCCCUCGUACUCCAAGAUCGCUGUGCAUGUCCCCAUGGCUACUCCUGCGUCGUACGGCGCUUUCUCCAAGGCCACCCCAUCCAACAGCAUGGGCAAGAUGAUCCCCACCGGCGUCUCCGCCGAGCAAAAGGCUUCUCCUUCUUCGUCCGCCUCGGCCUCUGUCUCUCACGGAAUCAUGUUCCAAGGUAGUGCCGCUCGCCUCUCAGGGGGAAUUGUAACGGCCGCUGCCGCUGCCAUGGGUGUCCUCGCCUUCAUCCUAUAG